Messenger RNA from Sitophilus oryzae (rice weevil), 819 nucleotides. Its product is annotated as jerky protein homolog-like. The transcript is spliced from 2 exons. Gene Ontology annotation, cellular component: nucleus. The coding region runs from base 1 to 819 and encodes 272 amino acids. NCBI's taxonomy places the organism in Eukaryota, Metazoa, Arthropoda, Insecta, Coleoptera, Curculionidae. Gene Ontology annotation, molecular function: DNA binding. The record is from RefSeq and is a predicted model, not a curated record.
AUGACUCCAACGAAACGCGUCCAUUGCUCUGCUGCUAUUAAAGAGAAGUGUAAAAUUCUUGACAGUUUAGAUGCAGGUGGUAGUGUUCGGCAUGUUGCGAAACUUUUCAAGAUACCAAAAUCAACAGUAUCCGAUAUAAAGAAGAACAGAGUGAAGAUUCGAAAUUUUGUUGCGAGGUCGUACACUGAUAUAGGCCAGAGAAAAGUUAUGAAAAAGCCCGAGAAUCCUGAUGUGGAAGAGGCGUUAUACACUUGGUUUCUACAGCAACGUAAAAAUCACAUUCCUGUCUCUAGUGAAGUCUUGCGCACAAAAGCCAGAUUUUUUUAUGAGCGCAUCACUGGAAAGACUAACUUUCAAGCUAGUUCAGGAUGGCUUGACAAAUUUAAGGCAAGACGCGGCAUUCGUUUUUUAAAAGUAUGCGGAGAACGUGUUUCAAGUGACGCUGAAGCAGUUGCUCCUUUCCAACUUAAACUGCAAGCCCUGAUUGAGAAAAUGCAAUUAACUAAAGAGCAAGUCUACAAUGCGGAUGAAUCCGCACUUUUUUGGAGGGUUUUGCCAAACACAACGUGGGUGCAUAAAGAUGAGAAAUCGGCACCAGGGAGGAAAGUUUCAAAAGACCGUGUAACCUUUAUGCCAUGCUCAAAUGCAUCAGGCACACAUAAGUUGCCGUUACUUGUGUUAGGUAAAUCUAAGAACCCCCGAGUUUUCAAAAAUGCACAGUUGCCUGUGAAAUACGAGGCUAGUACCAAAGGAUGGAUGACCCGAAACAUAUUCUCUGAGUGGUUUAAAACAAUCUUUGUUCCUGAAGUGAAACAAUAA